UUGCGAUUUGCUCAUCGCCUAUUCUUUGCUUCCUUCACCCUCUCUCAGACGGAAGAAUUUGAGGAUUUAGAAGCAAAUUUAACCAAUGGGCAGUCUGUCGAUUGCCUCUUUUCUCCGACACAUAUCUCACCCGGCAACAGCUCUGCCCUUUCCGCCUCUGGAGUUGCUGGAUUGCCGUCGAGCGCGGUUGUGGCGGCCGGUUCCGUGGCUGGUUUUCCCGGUCCUGCAGGUAUGUUGCGAAGCGCCUCAUCAAUGGGCUAUUUGGCGCAGGCGCAUCUGCAUCGUGUGUCUGGGCAUAGUGGAGGCAUGCCGUCCGGAGGGUUGGUGGCGGAUGACAUCAUACAUGGACGGGACCUGGAGGACGAGGAAGAAGAGGAGGAUUUGGUGGAGGAGGAGGUAGAGGGAGAGGAGGAAGAGGGAUAUAAUGAAGACUUUGAGGCGAUGGACAGGAGAGACGGGAGAAGUGGCAACGAUGCAGACGAGGAGGGGCAUUUUUGUGAGGAAGAUGAAGAGGAGGAUGGCGCCGAAGAGGAGGAGGAUGAGGAAGCGGAUGAAGAUGAAGAUGAGGAUCUGAAUGCCGAGUACGACGGAGACGAAGGAGAGAGUGAGUUUGGUCAGUUAGUCGAAGAGGCUGUCGAUGGCUGUAUUGAGGGGGGCAAGCAGACGUCAGAGAUCAUCUCAAGCCCCAGAACGGCCGGACCUAAGGCAGCGAGAAUGGAGCAUGAUGGGCAGAAGUAG
This is a messenger RNA of Protopolystoma xenopodis, 738 nucleotides long. NCBI's taxonomy places the organism in Eukaryota, Metazoa, Platyhelminthes, Monogenea, Polystomatidea, Polystomatidae. The record is from the annotation of a GenBank genome assembly.